Messenger RNA from Mugil cephalus (flathead mullet), 3108 nucleotides. Its product is annotated as phosphatidylinositol 3-kinase regulatory subunit gamma-like. Gene Ontology annotation, cellular component: phosphatidylinositol 3-kinase complex. The coding region runs from base 282 to 1691 and encodes 469 amino acids. NCBI's taxonomy places the organism in Eukaryota, Metazoa, Chordata, Actinopteri, Mugiliformes, Mugilidae. Gene Ontology annotation, molecular function: 1-phosphatidylinositol-3-kinase regulator activity. The transcript is spliced from 10 exons. Gene Ontology annotation, biological process: insulin receptor signaling pathway; phosphatidylinositol phosphate biosynthetic process. The record is from RefSeq and is a predicted model, not a curated record.
UUCCGAGAUGAAGUAAAGUAAAGCGCAGCCGCACAGAGAGAAGACAUGAACUGACAAUCUGAAGUCUCUAGACGGGCUAUGUCCAGACAAUACAUUUGGGCUCUGGGAUGUUCACGGACUCGACCCUCAUGGACUUUUCCUUUUGUCCAAAUCUACAUAGGACGUGGCGAUUGUGUUAAUCCAAGUAGCCUAGAUUAGGUUCAUUUGCCAGAGAGAGAGAAAAAAAAGAAACGUGCAUUUUAAAAAAGGAGAGAAACCUGGAAUACUAUUGUGAAACAGGAAUGGUUUAUCCUCCCGAAGGUUUAUUCUACAUCGAAAUGGAUCAAGCACCACCAGCGCUCCCCCCCAGGUCAGCAAAGCCAGUGUCUUCCACCAUGAACAACAACUGCCUUUCACCACCUGCGUAUGCGCUGCAGGACGCCGAAUGGUACUGGGGAGACAUAACGAGGGAUGAAGUAAACGAGAAACUCCGGGACACACCUGAUGGCUCCUUUCUGGUGCGCGACGCAUCCACAAAGCUGCAGGGAGACUUUACGCUGACGUUACGGAAAGACGGGCACAACAAACUGAUAAAGAUUUACCACCGCGAUGGGAAGUACGGCUUCUCGGACCCCCUCACGUUUACUUCGGUGGUGGAGCUCAUUUGGCACUAUCAGCACCAUCCCCUGGUGGAGUAUAACGCCACUCUGGACCUGAUGCUCACCCAUCCCGUGUCCCGCUUCCAGCAGGUGAGAGAGGACAACGUGGACGUUGCUGGUAGGAAAUUGAAGGAGGUCCACAGUCAGUACCAAGAGAAGUCAAAGGAGUUCGACCGUCUUUACGAAGCCUUCACGAAGACCUCACAGCAGGAGAUCCAGAUGAAGCGUACAGCAAUAGAGGCCUUUAACGAGACGAUGCUGAUCUUCGAGGAGCAGUGUCGUGAGCAGGAGCGCUACGGGGAGGAGUUCGAGAGGAACAGUAUUACAGAGGGAGUUGACAAAGAUCUGGAGAGGUUCCUGAUAAAUUAUGAGAAGCUCAAGUGCCGUCUCGGGGAGAUCUAUGACAGCAAAAUCCACCUAGAGGAAGACUUGAGGACACAGGUGGAGGACUACAGAGAGACGGACAGGAAGAUCAACAGCUUGCGGCCAGACCUCAUCCAGCUACGCAACAUCAGAGACCAGUACCUCAACUGGCUCAAUCACAAAGGCGUUCGGCAGAAACGCAUAAACGACUGGCUGGGGGUUCACAGCGACAGCCUGGACGACACGUACGUGUUGAAGGGAGACGAGAAGAACCUGCCGCAUCAGGACGAGGCAAGUUGGUUCGUCGGCGAACUGAGUCGGACGCAGGCCGAGGAGAUGCUUCAAGAUAAAGCUCCCGGAACAUUCCUGAUACGGGAGAGCAGCAAACAGGGAUGUUACGCCUGCUCUGUUGUAGUGAACGAAGAAGUGAAGCAUUGCAUGAUCUACAGCACACCGCACGGAUACGGCUUCGCCGAGCCCUACGACGCCCACUGCUCACUGAAAGACCUUGUCCUGCACUAUCGCCUGCACUCCUUAGCGCAACACAAUGACGCCCUGGAUGUUCGGCUGUCACAUCCAGUGCACGCCAACGCUGCAGCCACGCCUUCUCAGCACGCAGAGGAACACAAACUGUUACAGACUCCAAAACACACGUCAUCGGGGCUGCCGCCCGCCGCUCCAGAAAUGUAACCCCAACGGAGAGAGACAAAAAGGACAUGUUUACUGUACGCUGCGAGAAUGACUGCAACAAGGUGCAUCGUGUAAAGUUUUGCACUACAGUGAUUCCAUCGGUUUUUUUGUGAAUGGGAUUUCACAGAUUGAAGUGGGAACCUGAACUUGAAUGUCAGCUUGAACCUUUUUUUUUUUCUUUUUCUUUUUUUUUUUGUCAUUUUUGUUUUCAAAGAGACUGUUUAAGCUUUCAAACUGAUUUUUGUACUUCAUUUAUUGACGUUUGUUUUAAUGGGCACCUUUUUCGGUAAGGGAUGCUGACCACCUGAAAUUUGCUCACUGACAUCGGGUGCUGCACCUUCGUACAAGUCGAUGUUGAUGUCCAUUUCCUGAGAGAAAGUUUAUUCCAUUCAGAAAAUUUGACCAAUAUGUUAGACAUGAACAUAUAUAUACUGGGUUGCUACUACAAAGUGCUUUUUGUGUGGGUAAAAAAAAAAAAAAAAAAUGGUGCUGUAAACAGGCUGAUUCCAUCAUACCAGUUUGGUGGACCAAACCAUUUUUUCUGGGUAAAAUGCAAUGUGUGAAUAUGUGAAAAGUCGUGGUGCAUCUUGACUCUUUGCCCCUUCCUUAACAGACAUUCAUAUAGAGCGGAUAAUUAUGUAGCAUUAACAUCCUGUAGAAUACCAUAGUAAAAGCAUACUCAAUGUUAUACCCAUUGGCAAAGCACUUAAUAGUGAGCAAAACUACAUCCCUGUUUAGUCCGGUAAUUGCAUUUGGGCAAGGGUAGGGCAAUUAAUGUACACCUGCUGAUGUGCUGAUCAAAACAUAAUCUGAAGUACUGUAUGUUAUAUUCUGUUACUCUAAAGAAGUAUAAGCUUUUUGUAUUCUAUAUAUAUUUUUUCUAUAAACAUGCCACAAGAUGAAAGCUUGAAGAAAGUGCAAUCCAACAGUAUUUCUAUUGUUGCAAUGUAUGACGAUGAUGAUGGUGGUGGUGGUGGUGAAGGUAAUGCUGUUACGAGAGGUUGACAUUUGCCACAAAAAUGCACUCUCUUUUGGUGGUGUCGGUAUGAUGUGGCCUCCGAUGUUUGUGUGAACUGCCAGAGGUCCGGAAGUAUCCUGCCUCCAUUACUUGAACUGUGGCAUUGCUCGAGCUAUGAAUGUUUUUUUAAUGACAUGCAGCCUACAUAGCUUAAGAGGAAAGGAAUCCAUGUUGAACUUGGCACAUUUUUCAAGUUUGAGGACAAUAGAUACUCUGUACAGAGAAACCGUGAAAUGUAUUUCUGAGGUUGGUUUGUGGAAGGAGGUUGAUUAAGGCUCUUAAAAAUACAUAACUCCACCGGGGGACUGAGGAAACUUCCUCGGGUGAAGCUAAGCAAUGUGAGAUCCUGACCUUUUUCUUGCUGAAAGACAAUAAACUGAUGAGGGUUUUGUCAACUAA